Diversispora eburnea is the source of this 1434-nucleotide messenger RNA. NCBI's taxonomy places the organism in Eukaryota, Fungi, Glomeromycota, Glomeromycetes, Diversisporales, Diversisporaceae. The record is from the annotation of a GenBank genome assembly.
AUGAUUGCGACAAUUCUUGAUUUUUUAGUUAAUAACCUUCAAGAUAUAUUCUUGUCCAUUGGUGCACUUAUAAUUUCUUAUAUCAUUUAUUUUUACAUUUCUUAUUUUACUCGUUCAAAUCCAUUACCUGGUCCUCUUCCUUUACCAAUUGUUGGAAAUUUGCUUGCUUAUCCCGGUGACGCUGGAAAAUGGGCUCAAGAAUUACAUAAGAAAUACGGCGAUAUUUAUGAAGUUUAUUUAGGAACAGCUCGAACCGUUUGGUUAAAUCGUUCGGAUUUGGUAGAAAAAAUCAUGUCGUCUUCUCAUACUAAUCAUUUUCAUUAUCGUACUGGUGAAAAUGAUGGUUUAGAUGAAUUAGACAUAACUGGCAAAGGUGUUUUUUUCAAUAAUAUUGGAAAAGACUUGAAUUAUCAUCGAAAAAUUUAUGAUAAAACUAUCAUGACUCCACAAUUUGGUAAAAAUAUUUUACCCGUAACUCAAUCUCUAUUCAAACAAUUGGAAUCACUUUGGAAAGAUUAUAAAUGUUUUGAAGAAAAUAGAGAAAUUGAUUUUUCUUCAUGGAUGCAACAAUUUGGUUUUGAAUCUACAUUAAAAUUAGUUACCCAUUUCCAUGCACCCGCUUUAAUUAAUUAUUAUAACUCAUUAAAUCCUAAACAAAAAGUUACGAAAAUCCCUGAGGAUUCUUUAUCUUCAAUUGACACUGAAAGAUUUAUAAAUUGUAUAAAAUCUAAUUUUGAUAGUUGGUGCUUUUUCCUUUUAAUUCCCAAGUAUUUGAGGCGAACUCUUGAAAUAAGAACUAAUAAUUAUUUAUUAAGAGAAAUCGAUUGGUUAUAUUCAAAUGUUCUGAAUAUUAUAAAAUUACGUAAAUCCCAAAUUGAAAAUUCUAGUAUAGAUGAAUUACCUCAUCAUCCCAAAGUCUUACAACAAAUUCAUCAAGAAUUAGAAAAUGUAUUGGGAACCAAUACAGAUUCAGAAAUCACCUUUGAAGAUUUGAAUAAACUCAAGUAUUGUGAAGCAGUAAUAAACGAAGUCGGUCGUUUAUGGCCAAUUUUACCCGUAAAUCUUCGAAUCUCUUCGAAACCCGAUACUAUUGAUAAUCAUAAAUUUCCUGCCAAUCAGCAGUUUUUCAUUAAUCAACAAGAUAUUCAAUUAAAUCCCAAGGAUUGGGACAAUCCAGAAGUAUUUAAUCCUUCACGAUUUUUAUCAAGUGAUGAUACUAGUAAAAGAAAUAAAAAUGCUUUAUUGAUAUUCGGUGGUGGUCUUAGAACUUGUAAACAUUUUGCGCUGAUUCAAAUGAAAACUUUGAUGGCUUUAAUCUAUCGAAAAUAUGAUAUAGAAUUGGUUGAUCCUACCGCAUCAAUUAAAUAUAGAUAUUGCCUUAUUAGACAAUGUACCGAGAUGAAGAUUAAAAUUAAACAAAGGCGAAAUAUAUAA